GUCGCGGCGGACACUUCCCGCGGAGGGACCCUGCCGUGGCGGCGCGGACCCCAGGCUGACGCGCACGGCGGCCGAGGAGGGGCGGCGGCCAUGGACGACCACAGCCUGGACGAGUUCCGCCGGCGCUGGCAGGAGGAGCUGGCGCAGGCCCAGGCGCAGAGGAAGCGGCGGCGGCCCGAGGCUGCCGAGCGGCGGCCGCGGCGGCCGGAGGUGGCCCCCGGGCGCGGCGAGCAGGCCUCGGGGUACCUGGCGCUGGCCCAGGGCCUCCUGGAGGGCGCGGGGCGGCCCCCGGCGGCGCGGGCCGCGAGGCAGGACGCGGCGAGCCGUUCCCGCUCCCCUCCGGCCCGCGAGGGCGCCGGGGGCGGCGAGCAGCUGGUGGACCAGCUCAUCCGCGACCUGAAUGAAAUGGAUGAUGUGCCCUUCUUCGAUAUCCAACUGCCUUACGAAUUGGCAAUCAAUAUAUUUCAGUAUCUGGACAGGAAAGACCUAGGAAGGUGUGCACAGGUGAGCAAGACGUGGAAGGUGAUUGCGGAAGAUGAAGUGCUCUGGUACAGGCUGUGCCAGCAGGAAGGGCACCUUCCUGAGAGCAGCAUCUCAGAUUAUUCUUGCUGGAAGCUCAUCUUGCAAGAGUGCCGAGCCAAGGAACACAUGUUGCGAACCAACUGGAAGAAUCGCAAGGGUGCCGUGAGUGAGCUGGAACACAUUCCUGAUGCAGUUUUAUGUGAUGUGCAUUCUCAUGAUGGCGUUGUCAUUGCUGGAUACACAUCAGGGGAUGUGAGGGUGUGGGACACCCGCACCUGGGACUACAUAGCUCCCUUCCUGGAAUCGGAGUAUGAGGAGGACGAGCCUGGAAUGCAGCCAUAUGUCUCCUUUGUGAGGAUAAACAGCUCGCUGGCGGUAGCGGCUUAUGAGGAUGGCUUUCUUAAUAUUUGGGAUCUAAGAACUGGAAAGUACCCUAUUCAUCGUUUUGAGCAUGAUGCAAGAAUACAGGCACUAGCCCUAAGCCAGGAAGAUGCAACUGUUGCCACAGCUUCUGCUUUUGAUGUUGUAAUGUUAUGCCCCAAUGAGGAGGGAUAUUGGCAAAUAGCUGCAGAAUUUGAAGUUCAGAAACUGGUUGACUACCUUGAAAUAGUUCCAGAUACUGGAAGGUACCCUGUGGCAGUAGCCACUGCUGGAGAUCUGGUAUACCUGCUAAAAGCUGAAGACUCUGCCAGAACCCUCCAUUAUGUCUACGGCCAGCCUGUCACAUGUCUGGAUGUCUCAUCCAACCAGGCUGCUUUUGGUGUGAAGAGUCUCGGAUGGGUGUAUGAAGGAAAUAAGAUCCUGGUGUACAGCCUGGAAGCAGAACGCUGCCUUUCGAAGCUGGGCAAUGCACUUGGUGACUUCACUUGCGUCAACCUGCGGGACAGCCCUCCCAAUCUCAUGGUCAGUGGCAACAUGGACAGGAGGGUGAGGAUCCACGAUCUCCGCACUGACAAAAUCGCCCUGUCGCUCUCUGCCCACCAACUCGGGGUCUCCGCAGUCCAGAUGGAUGACUGGAAAAUCGUCAGCGGAGGCGAGGAAGGCCUGGUCUCUGUGUGGGAUUAUCGGAUGAACCAGAAGCUGUGGGAGGUGCAUUCGAGACACCCCGUUCGUCACCUCUCCUUCAACAGCCACAGCCUCAUCACGGCCAACGUGCCCUACGAGAGGGUGGUACGCAGCGCCGACCUGGAUGGCUUCAGCACUCACAGGAGACACCGGGGGCUGAUCCAUGCCUACGAGUUUGCAGUGGACCAGUUGGCCUUCCAGAGUGCUCUUCCCAUCUGCCGGUCAUCCUGUGUCACCACAGCGGGUUACAACUACGACCUUGCGCUCGCGUUUCCCUAUGACAGUAUUUAGGGAGUAGCCUCACUUGGGGGCAGGGCGGAAAUGGGAAGAACCAAUGUUAGGAAUUUGACAAGUAGGCAGAGCUCUGCCCCAGGUUGUAAGUGUUUGGGGAAGAACACCACCCCAGGGUCCACUUGUGUGACGCCGCACAUUCCUGAGUUGCCUUCGCCUUUCUCCUUUGCCCGCUCCUUUUCCUCGAGCGCCUGUGAAAAGCGGGGUUUGUCAGGGCUUGUUUCAUCUUACUCUGUUCCUUCUGUCUUACAGUUUUGAGUGCCUCACACUGAUGACUCAAAUUCAUACCUCCUUGCCCUCGCACACCUCCUCCAGCUCAGCCCACACCUGCUCCCACCUGUCUCAGGAGUGGCCCCCCAGCCCGAGCUGGGAUCCCCGCUCUCCUGGCCGCCUCGUGGAUUUCCCCAUAUCGUUGUGUACACUCGGCACAGGGUCUUGCUGCAGUUCUCCAGAUCAGGCCCGGCCUUAUCACUGCUUCCCAAGGCCCCUCUGUGCCUGCUCCUGCCUGCUGGCCAGCCUUCCAGUCUCCAGACCUGUCCUCUCUGGGGGCCCUUCUGUGUGCUGGGCUCUGAGCCUGCAAGGCCCCAACACCCACCCAUCCUUGGGAUCUGAGAGCCAGUGUUGGGUCAGGGUGGUCUUCUCUGACACAUCCGACCACCAUCCUCCUCCAUAAAGCUGGGGUGGCACUUCUUUCUCCUGGCUCUUAUCGCCAUUCAUGAUUAUGUAUUUAUACAACUACUUCAUUAAUGACUAUUCUGCUUCCUGUUGUGUCUACCGCAUGUGAUACAAAGUAGGUAUUUUCUACAUGUUCAUUGAAUAAACAGCCAUCCUCCCAGUGGGAUGGAAGGUGAUUCUAGGGUAGAGAAUGAGAGGAAGAGCUGUCAGAGGAACCAUGAUCUUAAAUCACUGAGAUAAAACAGGGCAACAGAAGAGAACGGUUGUCCCAUUUGAUCGAUAGCCUCCAUUUCCUAAGGAUUAGGAGGGCAAGCUGUUGAUUACUCUUGAUCCAGGUUGUUCUCAGCAGCAGCCACCUGACAGACCUCAGCUUCUCAAAGCAAAGAACUGACAGAAUUACAAGGGAAACAACGUCCUCACUCAGUGGGCAAUCAACAGAUCGAAUCGUAAAAAUAUUUAAGGAUUGGAGGAUUUUUUUUUUUUUGGUAAUUUAUAAGCUCGAUCCGAUAGAUUUAAACAUAGUUUUGUACCUUUUCAAAUACCCGUAGACCAUGCACAAAAAAUGACCAUGUAUGAGACCACAGAGAACAUCUCAGAUUGCAAAAGACCAUAUAGGCCAAAUUCGGUGAUCACAAUCCCCAAAGCAGUAAGAUUAGACAUCCGCACAAAGCAAAAUAAUGAAAACAUAAACACACUCCUGGAAAUUCCAAACACUCCUGAAUUAACUCACUUUUAAAGAGGGAAAUAAAAAUGGAAAACGAGCUCUCUAGACCAGAGUGACAGUGAAGGCACUGAACAUCAAAAUCCCGGGAUGUGGCCAGAGGGGACAGACAGGAGCUGUGACGUUAUAACAGAAGAUCAGACAGACUGAAAAUAAGUGAACUCCACCAUCACCUCAGAGAGCUGAGGAAAGAUGACAGUGAUCCCAAAGAAAGUAGAAGAGUUAAAUAAGGAUAAAAGCACACAUUCGUAUUUAAUUUCAGUAAAUAGAAAACCAACCAAUAGUAAAGUUUACCAUAAAGCCAAAAGCAGUUUUUGAAAAGACAAAAUAGACAAUCUUGAUUAAAAAAGAAGGCAUAAAGGACCAUCAGAAACAGAACCGGAGGAAGUGGGCACAGUGGGCAUUUCCUCAUGGGGACGGUUGGCCACACUCCUCUAGAGAGCAGAUGCUCUCCCGCCGGCUGUGAGCGCAUCACGCUGGUGACCGCGCGCCUUUCCUCAGCACCCUGGAGCCCUUGAGUCGGGAAGGCUUGGAUGGUUUCCCAGGUUGCUUAAGAUACUCGGUCAUUACAGAUCCACGUCCGGCCAGAGAGGACAGCGGAGCCGAGUGGGAGCUGCGGCUAGGAGGCCUCACUUACCUGUGCAGAGCACGCUGCUUCCUUGGGCCGCCUUCCUGGGAGGCAGCUCUGUCAGGAGGGUUGUCUGCUUCCUUUCAACCAAAUUCCGCCACCAAGGAGGCCAGUCUGCAGUCAGCACACGGAGUAUUCUAUUUACUGUCAUUGGUGUGUGGUGGUCUGACCCCCUCAUGACCUCGCUGAAUAAGGUUUCCGUCCCUCCUAGUCUUCAUGCAGCUGGACCCCUGGGUAGAACAAGGCGCAGUCCCUUCCAGGUGGCGUCACAGUUCAUUUUGCAUUCCUUCUCCCUGCCUAGCUUUGUAGGAAUUAAAGAGAAUUCAAAAGAAGUUAGGCCCAGAAAAGUUUAUUAGGAUUAAAGAGUUUUAAACUGUUGUUGCUCCCUGCUAACAGCUGGUCCAGUGCACAAUUUUACAAGCGCAGGGUUGGUUUGGGUUUUUUCCCAGCCUGUUUAUAAUAUCUCCCAUUCCUGAAAAUUGCCUGGGUUUUGUGAAGGAGAGUUUAUCAGACCCAAACUGUAAUCUCCAGGUACACCCACCUGAGUCAGUGUUUUCUGCUGGAAGAAAUCGGCCUGGUAGGGAAAGGAUCAGAGUUCCUUUAUAAACCAACGUUUACCCAGCGACUUAAAAAAAAAACCUUGGCCCCUAUCCACCCCUUCUGCUCACCCCGUCUUACCUCUGUCCCCGUUGUCUGUUCUGAGGGAGCUUCUGUGCAAGUUCUGAGUCUUUAGUGGAUUUGUCAUCUCCUUUUCUUCUGUAGCUCUUCUGCUUCUCAAACUCUUCCGCUCUGUCUCCCCUAACACAAGACACUCAGAUGCUGCUGGGGGAGCCAGAGGCCGGAGACCAGAGCUCUCAUGUCUCGUCUUCAAAUGCUGUGGGCCUUUGCUUUGUACUUGGUCUGUUGGUCUAAUAUUAAAUUUUUAAAUGUA
Equus quagga is the source of this 4833-nucleotide messenger RNA. RefSeq names its product F-box and WD repeat domain containing 8 (gene FBXW8). The transcript is spliced from 11 exons. The record is from RefSeq and is a predicted model, not a curated record. Bases 91 to 1878 code for a protein of 595 amino acids. Lineage: Eukaryota; Metazoa; Chordata; Mammalia; Perissodactyla; Equidae. Gene Ontology annotation, cellular component: ciliary basal body; centriole; Cul7-RING ubiquitin ligase complex. Gene Ontology annotation, molecular function: protein binding. Gene Ontology annotation, biological process: cilium assembly; protein ubiquitination.